AUGAAGUCCUACCAAGUGUUCUUAAUUUUAGCGACGCUGAUCGCGGUGUCGGCUCCGCUGGCUUCCGGAGUCAAACCCAACUGCCACUGCAUGCGCUACAAAAGUGGUCCCCGGGUGAUUGCCGAGUGCCGGGAAAUGUUGGGCUAUCCCCCCGGUGACUAUUAUGGGGAAGCAGGUCGCUGCCAGCGGUAUUGCGGGGCAAUGCUGAUGCGAGCCUGGGACAGCGUGGAGGAAGCGCCCCAAUUUGCAACCUGGCCCCGAUUCUUUAAAGUUGAGAAUCUAGCCGAAGGCACCGACUGCUUCAACGAUCGUAUCAACAGCUGCUGGAGUGUGAUGAAGGACGCGGCCGCCAUGGACGACCCCUGCUCUCGGGUGGACAACGCGUACACUUGCUUCAAUCAUUCGGAAGUCAACCAGAGGGAGGAAAAGUAUUUUGUUCCGCAAUCUCAGCUUCAACAUAAACGGAACAUUCUCGAGUGUAAGGAAAUUUUACAGGUGAGUCCAAUCGAGCUGAAUUGUAUCCAGCGAUACGGGCUUUUUGAGCAUGCCAAGGGUCGCUGCUGGGUCAGAUGCUUCAUGCUACGAGAGCAGCUGUAUGACGAUGAAACGGGUGUGGACAUUUACCGAACUUUGGUGCAACGUGCUGGUGCCCUCGAUAAUGACCUGUUCCGGAAAAAUGCCGGAGAUUGUAUGGAGAGGGUACGAGAAUCCUGUGGUUUGGAUAACUGCACCCAAGCAGCGAGAAUGGCAAAGGAAUGCUUCGAACCGGGAAUAUGGAGCGUGGUAGAUAAGAUCGUGAAGGAGUUAUAA
Messenger RNA from Uranotaenia lowii, 810 nucleotides. RefSeq names its product general odorant-binding protein 45-like. NCBI's taxonomy places the organism in Eukaryota, Metazoa, Arthropoda, Insecta, Diptera, Culicidae. Gene Ontology annotation, molecular function: odorant binding. Gene Ontology annotation, biological process: sensory perception of smell. The transcript has a single exon. The coding region runs from base 1 to 810 and encodes 269 amino acids. The record is from RefSeq and is a predicted model, not a curated record.